UGAUGCGUUUAAACGGGAAAUGGUACAGUUUCUUCAGGUAAAAUAAUGGUGUCCCCGCGUUCCUCCUGAAACGCGCGGGAUGCGGGAUGCUGCCGGAUGGACUGGGAUCGAUCCCGUUGUAGCCUCCCUCGCUCCUUCACGGCCUCCGGCCUCAGCGGAGACAGUCGCCUUCUCUGCCGGCCAAGGGCUGCCCUCGCCCACAUCUUUUGGGGUUAAACCCCCUGGAAAUGGGGUCCAUGUGCGGGUGGGGCUGGCCGCCGCCGGCUCCGGCCCCACACAACGGCACAGGCGGGGACAGGGACGCGGCCUGGCUGCGAGAGUCGGGAGGAGCCGCUGCAGGUUUGGGUGGCCCUUGAUGGCCUGUGGUGGCCCUUGGUGGCCUAGCGCACAAUGGAGAAGGUCCGUCACCCCGCGGGCGAGACCAGGCCGGCGGGGCCGGGCACGGCCCCUUUCCUUGCGGGCCCCCCCGGCCCGCCGUGCCCGCCGCAGGCCCGCUCCCGGCCGGCGCUUCCCUCAGGGGCGCGGCGCGGCCUCCCCGGCUGGCGGGGGCGGCGCUGCGCGGGCGCGGAGGCGAGGCGCAGAUAAGGCCGUCGCCCGCCGGGGCUGGCAGACGGCCGGCGGGGACGGGAAAGGCCGGCGUUUCCUCUGGGGGAGCCGGUCCCGGGGCGGGGGUGGCGGUGGUCGCGAUGCGGGCCGCUUGGGUGCUGCUGACGGCGCUGGCCGCCCUGUCCGCCUACUACGUGUACCUGCCGCUGCCCGGCACCGUGUCGGACCCCUGGAAGCUGAUGCUGCUGGAUGCCACCUUCCGGGCGGUGCAGCAGACGUGUCACCUGAUUCACUAUCUGAGACUCAGCCAUCACUUGAUAGUUCUGAAUUAUUUGAUUUGUACCUUUGACAAGCUGAAGUCUGUCUCCUCCGAAGACAUUAACAUCACGGAUGCUGUUUUUGACGGUGUGGAAGUCAGAGUGUUUGAACCUCCUGCGAAGGGAGAUGAAGAGCUCAAGCGCAGCGUUGUUUACAUCCACGGAGGGGGCUGGGCCUUGGCAAGUGCAAGAACAAGCCUUUAUAACAAUCUCUGCAGAAUCAUGGCUGAAUCUCUCAACGCUGUCGUUGUCUCAGUUGAAUACAGGCUGGUACCAGAGGUGUGCUUCCCCGAGCAAUUCCAUGACGCUCUUCGUGCUACUAAGCAUUUUUUGCAGCCUGAUGUCUUAGCGCAGUAUUCAGUUGACCCAAGUCGAAUUGCAAUUUCUGGCGAUAGUGCAGGAGGAAAUUUGGCAGCUGCUGUGUGUCAGCAGCUUAGCAAAGAUGAGCAUUUGACGAUCAGACCGAAACUGCAGGCCCUAAUUUAUCCAGUCCUUCAGGCAUUUGACUUCAAUACACCUUCUUAUCAGCAGAACAUGAAUAUGCCCGUUCUUCCUCGUUAUGUCAUGAUCAACUAUUGGAUAGAUUAUUUCAAUGGUAAUUAUGACUUGGCUCACUCGCUGCUGAUUAACAACCACACUGCUCUUGAUGUUGGCCAAGCUCUGUCUUUCAGAGGACGUCUGAACUGGACGUCUCUACUGCCUUCAUCCUUCAAAAAGAACUACAAGCCUGUAAUACAAACCACAGGCAAGGCUGAAAUCAUCCAGCAGAUACCGGCGCUGCUUGAUGUACGAGCAGUCCCGCUCCUUGCAGAAAACGAAACUCUGCGGCUGCAGCCAAAGACGUACAUCCUGACCUGUGAGAACGAUGUCCUGCGCGAUGACGGGGUGAUGUACGCCAAGCGCUUGGAGAACGCCGGUGUGGAAGUCACGCUCGAUCACUUCGAUGACUGCUUUCAUGGCUGUAUGAUAUUCACCAUUUGGCCUACUGAUUUCUCGGCAGGCAUUCAGACCAGGAACAGCUAUAUAAAAUGGCUGGAUGAAAACCUCUGAAGAGAGGGUCUCUCUAGAAGACACGGGGUGUGCAACUCUGGUGUCUGCUCUCGCAAAAGAGCGAACAACGCAAAAGUGCACUUUUCCAAAUUCAGACUUCAUCUGUUCGGCUGCAGCUGCUGGGGGUCACAGACCACGAACUGCAGCAUUCGCUGGCUCCAUUGGCCGUGCCCAGCAAAGGAUUUUGAGAAAUACUUUUUCUAACUUAGAUUAUUUUUUUUUUCCCCCCACCUUCUUUCACUUGACAAUUGCCAAACAUAAACAAAUGUGGAGCCGGGAGAUCAGCAUUCCUGUAGCAUUCUUAACUGGCUGGAACUUCUCAAGCUUUGACUCUUAAUUAGGCACAAAGGCCCCAAUUUUCAAAUGAAGUGAGGUAAAGCCAACCGCCUACAUCUACAUCUGAAUAUGUAAAAAAGGGAGCUAGUUCUCAACAGUGGUGAGCACUUGAUGGCAAAUAAGCGUGAGCACCCUCACCUUUGACAGCAGAGCCAUGCAUUUGAAUGCCAAGCAUGGAUUUAGGUGUUGGCUUUUAGGCACAUAGACAAAUGGCCUUCUUAAAUUAAAAAAAAAAAAAAACAAACCAACAACAAACAACACAACAACCAAGAAAAAGCUCCUCUAGGCAGUUAAGAUGAUGCUAGACAAGUCUCCGAGCCAAACAUGUCAUUCAGCUUUGGAAUUUGGUCUUUAUUGCCUUUUAGUUAAUUAUAUUUUAUAAAAGCACAGGACUAAAUCUAUUUUCAAUAAAAAGUGUUACAGCAUACGUACAAAUACAUAGGAUAAAAUACUUCAUGUAGCAGCAGAAUCGAAGUUGUUUAUGUGAGUGAGCUUCAGAGCUGACUACUUAUUUGGCUAAAGAAUGUGAUUUCAUCUCUUUAAAGCCUCAGCUUCAUGACCUCCUUACAGAAAAUACUGAGCUUACUUAAAAAAGAAAAAUCUACUGUGUGGUUUGCACUAAUGUUUGUAAUUAAUAGUAGGUUUUGUUCCUUGAGUUUGCAUUUGUGCUUGUACUGUUUAUUAUAUUUCAUGCUUCCUGCAAGGAGGGAAGCAAGCGCACAGAAGUGGGCUCUAAUCCAUACGGGAGACUUCAGUCCGAGCUUUGCAGCUGAACUUUGUCUUGUAGACUGACCCAAAACUCUAGGUAAGAUGGGUCUUGCUCUUGUGCAACAAUUCCCCACAGUUUCAGCCAGUCUGUAAAUUCCAGAUAAGCAGGACAGGGAAGUGAAACUGCUUACACCAGUGUAUGUUUUCCAGGAUGCUUAGUGCUUGCAGAAAUGAAAGUUGUGUCAAAAGCCCCGUGUUUCUAGGCAAAGGGGAGAGAGUGGCUGCCCCACGACUAAACUAGUGGAUUAAAUUCAUCCUCAGCUUUACCACAGAAUUCCUGUGGGAUCCCAGGAGAACAACUUCAUCUCCUCAUGCCUCACUUUCUUCUUCUGCAAGAGAGGGAGCAGGAAUUUCCUACCUCACAAGGGAGCUGGGAAGCUGAAUCCGCAGGCCUUGGUGAAGCACAUGGACGUGACAGUGACUGGCAGGCACUGAACCAGCUCCCGUAGCUUCUGACUUUCCAUCCUUCUCUCGUAGCUGGCUCCGAGCAUCCUGCCCCGUGACGGGUGGUGUCGCGAGGCUGCUGGUCCUCCUGGGCAGGUAGCUCAUCCGUCCUGGCUCCUCUCAAAGUACCCCGAGGUGAUGCUGCGUGGCUGGUGGGAUAUCAUGACAAAGGCAAUUUCAUUACAGCGUUUCUUAUGGCAGGACUCUGAAAAGUUGUUAAAAAAAAAAAAAAAAAAAAAGGCACUGGUAGAUCAAACUGCCUUCUGUCACUUCAAAUACAUACAGACCAGUCCACUUUCACCGGUAUUUAAAUUAAAUAAGAGAAUGGCUUUGCUGAAUCAUUGCUUCCUAGAAGCAUCAGGUUGUUAAUGCGGUUGGAUGUAUUAAGAAAAGCUGUGACUGACGGAGGCCUUGAUGUAGGCUCAGUCACGCACGCUGAAACUCAUUUCUGGGCAUAGGUUCACACGGAGGGCACAAGGCAAAGCUUUUUCAACAGUGGCCCGAUUAUUCUUCCAUUUAGAUAGUUACAAAGACUCGGUGGAAUUAGAGCAGCUGAGUGACAAUCUGAAUCAGGAUAAAUUUUGGUCAAAAUACCCAAUUAACACUGCAGAAGAAUUCAAACUCUCUUUUUCUGGAUUUAAACCCUCUUCCCUCCUUUCCCCCAUAAACCCAAUUUACACUUAAAACAGACAGCAACCAAAGUUACGUCCAUUCAAAAGACAAAUUACUAAUCUGCGGCAGAAUCCUUUCCCCUCUAUGGACGCAGCUCCAUUUACCUAUUUUUUUUUAACUCUUCAAAUCAUAGUUUACCGUUACACUGAGUUGUAACAACAGGCUCCUUCCUGGCUUUCCCACUUAAAGAGUAAACCCGUGUCAGAAAAGAUGUAAUUUAUAUCCACCCGCCCUCAUUAAAAGAUAGUAGUAACUGUAGUACUGGAAAAGAAGUGGUUAAUAUUCCUAUAAAUUCUAGAAUAAUUAAGUUUUCCUGACAGCUGUCUGCAAAGCUUUAGAUCCGCGUUUGUUUAUAGCUAAGUUAUAAAUAUCUGCUAUGAAGCUAUAACAUAAUUGCUGCUGUUUGUUUUUUUUAACUGAAAUGAAAUGGAAAGCUGGAAAAUGUGUGUGUGUAUAUAUAUAUAUUCAUGGAGUCGGUUGUAAAUUUCCUUCACGCACUGAAGCACAUUAAAGUCUUGGCACAAGAAAUGGUAGUAAGUAUAUAACCGGACUGAACGUGUUUACCAAGUCAUCGCCAGCGUGACGCGACAUGCGAGAUGGCAGCACAGCUUGGAUGAGAUGUGACAGUAUUAACUAGUUCUAUCAAAAUACCUUGACUACGCUUUUCACGCAGCUGUGUGGUUUAAGUACGUGAUGGCUCCAAAGAUACGUGAUGGAUCCUACAACAUAAAAAAAAAAGAGGUCUGAGUUCCAGCUAUAAAAAGACCUUUUAGUAUAUAGCCGCAGAAGACACUUGAUUAAAAUUCAGUAUAAACCUUUAAGUGUUAGUCCAAACUCAGUUUUCCUCCUAUUUUGCAGUUCCCGCGCCCAAAAGUUGAAAGUUUAGGGUUGUUUGCAGCUUGGGUGAGACACGACAGUAUUAACUAGUUCUAUCAAAAUACCUUGACUGCUCUUCUCACGCAGCUGUGUGGUUUAAGUACGUGAUGGCUCCAAAGAUAUGUGAUGGAUCCUGUAAUGUAUAAAAAGAGGUCCCCGGCUAUAAAAACACCUUUCAGUGUAUAGCCGCAGAAAACACUUGAUGAAAAUUCAGUGUAAACCUUGAAGUGUUAGUCCAAACUCAGUUUUCCUCCUAUUUUGCAGUUCCCAUGCCCAAAAGUUGAAAGUUCAGGGUUGUUUGCAGUUGAGCUGCCGGCAGCGGAGCGGUAACUCAGCCGGGGCCAGCGGGCAGGGUUACAGAGAGCUGCUGCCUGAGAGCAAGAAACUAAGAUGAAUACGUGUUACACCACCUCGAUUUGUUCAUGGGGUUCGUCCCACGUCUCCUGAAACAUCUCCUCGGGCAAACCCAGCACCUUCGUUCCUUGGGUAUUUCCCAGAGCAGCGUAGGGCACUUCGCGUAUUACAGGAUCAGAUCAAGUAUUUGUAACAAUAUUUCACCUGUGCGUAGUAAAAAGUUGGUCUUCCAAAAGAAGAUAGUCAAUAAAUUCGUCUACUUGUCUUUUCAUUAAAUCAGCCAGUAUGGCUAACUACUUUUUAAAGAUCGCUUCCCCCCCCCCACCCCCCGCUCCUUUCAUUAGUCUUUUCUCCCCAUCGCAAUAAUAUCUUGUUCCUGAUGGCCAUCAAAGUGUUCAAAUGUAAGCUUUAAAAAAAAAAAAAGCUCACAGAACCUAUAGUCAUUUGUGUCUUACUCUCACAGACCUGGGGGGAACUACAUUAGCAGGUCCCCGGUAUUUUGGCCAAUGUCCACAGGAAUAAAGGGAGGUUUUUGUCUCUCUAGUUUAGGACCCCUUAAAGGCUGGGUGUUCCGGCGUUUCUGAAACCCAAACUCAUUUAAAGAUGUUUCACGGUGCGUGAAAAUCACAAAUAAGUCAAAUUUCCUAACCUUCACCUAAGUAAUUCCAAAAUUGCAUCCCUAGCCAAAGCAGAAAGGCAUUGUGGGUUUUAAGCCCUACAAAUAAACUAAAAAGAAAUGGUUUAUCUUUAAAACGUUCUUUUGUAGUGUUUGGGCUCUAUAUUUUUUUAAUCUUUUACAAGCGUUAUUAGAAACUGUUUCAAACAAAACUACUAGAAGUAGGUUAACCGGCGUUAAACCUUUUAAGCUGCUAUGAUCUGUAAUGAUGCUGCUGCGUAAAAAAAAACCCCAAACCAGGCGGUUUUACUGUUCUCUUAUUUAUGAUGUUCAAAACCCCCCAGUACGACGCAUUUGAUGCGCAUGCAUUCAAUAUCUUACGCAUGAGCGUUGGGGUUUUUUUGCAUCCUUCCCAGUGCAGGGGAAAGAUCUUGUAAGAUCUAAUGAGCAAGUGUGAUCGAGGUGUGCUAGCAAAAUGAAGAACAAAUAAAUAAAGUGAAAUAUA
This is a messenger RNA of Chroicocephalus ridibundus (black-headed gull), 6484 nucleotides long. RefSeq names its product neutral cholesterol ester hydrolase 1 (gene NCEH1). Gene Ontology annotation, cellular component: membrane. The record is from RefSeq and is a predicted model, not a curated record. Gene Ontology annotation, molecular function: carboxylic ester hydrolase activity; lipase activity. Lineage: Eukaryota; Metazoa; Chordata; Aves; Charadriiformes; Laridae.